GAUAUUUAUUAUCAACUGAAAAGUUGCAAUGAAAUCGCUGCCAACACAUUUUCGUUCUUAAAACUGGGCCCACUGUUGUCAACAAACAGAAACUCUAUGAUUGCCGUAUUUAGAAAAUUCCUAAGUGUCUAAUAAAAAUUUCUGUCAUGAAAGUUUAAAAUUUUUUUAGAAGUUCUUUAUUUUAUGAAAUGGGGUUAUUUGGAAAAAAUGAAAAAGAUCCGAAAGAUCAGGUUAAACAAUGGACGUCUACUUUACGAAAAGAAACCUAUCAGUUGGAGCGUCAAAUCAGAGGUAUUCAGCGUGAAGAAGAAAAAGUUAAGCGUUCAUUGAAAGAGGCAGCAAAGAAGGGAGAUGCUGAUGUUUGCAAAAUAUUAGCUAAAGAAGUGAUCCGCGCUAGAAAAUCUAUAAAUCGCAUUCAUACCUCUAAAGCACAGAUCAAUUCCGUUAUGAUGAGUAUGAAUCACCAGUUAGCCACAUUAAGAGUAGCUGGAUCCAUUGAAAAAAGCACAGAAGUCAUGAAAAGCAUGCAGAAUCUUCUGAAACUUCCAGAAAUUUCAAAGACAAUGCAAGAAAUGUCGAAAGAAAUGAUGAAAGCAGGAAUUAUUGAGGAAAUGAUGGAGGACACAUUUGAAGGAUUAGAUGAUUCAGAAGAAAUAGAGGAAGAAGCACAAGAAGAAAUCGAUAAGGUCUUAUGGGAAUUAACUGCUGGCCAACUGGGUACUGCUCCAGCAGCUGUGUCAGAUUUGCCAGAAACAGAGGAAGAAGCAGCAGCAGUUCCUUCAACAUCCAAACAAGGUGAUGAUUUUGCUGAUAUGCAAGAGAGGCUUCAAGCACUUAGAAGCUAAUAAUAUUUUUGUGCUUUUAUAAACCAUCCAUUUAAGCUUACUGGCAUUAUUGUUACUUACUUUGUUCUUAUCAGGGGUUGUAGCUGUUUUGAUUUCCUUAAAUGUAAUAAAAUAUUCAACUCCUUCUAAAACCUUUUUGUUUUGUAUGGUUAAAAUAUCUGCUUCAAUAUUACAAUUGUAUAACCUGUAAAGUACCAUAUAAUAACUUUUUCACAGAUUCAGUGUUUUCAUAUCCUUUUUAAUUAUAAACAAUGUUGCAUUGUUAUAGAUUUUUGCGAACAAUAUUUUAAGGGUUAACUCUUCCACUAGUCUCUUUAUUUCAUAUAUCAAUAGAAGUAUAUAUGACAUCUUUUUUCUGAAUUUUUCUAUCCUUUUUUUUAUUAAAAAAUAAUGUUUGUUUAAUAAUUUAGUUAUAUUUUAAGCCAUGUUUCUUAGCUAUAGAUUUCAUAAGAAUAUAACCCUUUUGUCUAUCAAUAAUCAUGAAUCUAUCAAUAACUGUGAAGGGUAAAUUUCAGAAUCAUCCACUUUUUAUUUCAGUCUAAUGGCAUUUCUGAGUGUCUAUUUAAUAGUAAAAAGAUUAAAGACAAUAAUUCCGCUAAAACAAAAUCUAGUGAUUUCUUUCAGGAAUAUUAUAUACUAAUAUCUAUUUCUGUACAUUGUGUGUUUGUAGUUUUUUAUAUUUGUAAGUAUUUGAUUACAAAUAAAUUAAAUGCAAUGUUCUACUUCAGAAAGUUAAAGAAGGGAUUGUUCUGUAAUCUUUCCUUAUUUUAUUGAAUGCUUGCAGCUUAAUUCCCAAGUUUUAUUAUUUUUAAGCUUUCGGUUUCCUGAUUUAUUAAUUUAAUUAAAUACCUAAUUCUCCCUAUUAACAAUCAGUCAUCUUAAAAACUACAAAUGCUAUGCUGUAAUUUUCUUUUGUCAUUUAAAAUUUUGCUUUUUAUGUAUGUGAUUUUAUUUAUUUUUUCACUUGAAUGAAAAACUUUUCUAAAAAAGAAUUCCAACUUUUCAAAACUUUUCUGAUGUAAAUCACGGAAAUUUAUAUUGUUUUUAGAAAUGUUCAGUAUUUUCUCUCUAAAUUUAUUAUUCAAGUGUACUUUAUACUCAUGCAAUAAUUGAGAAUAAGUAUAUUCUCUUGUUUAGUUCUUCAGA
Parasteatoda tepidariorum (common house spider) is the source of this 1991-nucleotide messenger RNA. RefSeq names its product vacuolar protein sorting 24 (gene Vps24). Gene Ontology annotation, biological process: vacuolar transport. The record is from RefSeq and is a predicted model, not a curated record. NCBI's taxonomy places the organism in Eukaryota, Metazoa, Arthropoda, Arachnida, Araneae, Theridiidae.